Haliotis rufescens (red abalone) is the source of this 2429-nucleotide messenger RNA. Its product is annotated as E3 ubiquitin-protein ligase TRIM33-like. Gene Ontology annotation, biological process: positive regulation of DNA-templated transcription. Gene Ontology annotation, cellular component: nucleoplasm; chromatin. Lineage: Eukaryota; Metazoa; Mollusca; Gastropoda; Lepetellida; Haliotidae. The record is from RefSeq and is a predicted model, not a curated record. The transcript is spliced from 3 exons. The coding region runs from base 28 to 1200 and encodes 390 amino acids. Gene Ontology annotation, molecular function: ubiquitin-protein transferase activity; zinc ion binding.
ACGUAUAUUAAUUGUGUGUCUGACAACAUGGCGGAAGGCGGUGCAGCGAGGCACGUCCAUGGUCAACUUGACGUCGCAGAUUUCAAGGAUACCUUCUUGGAAUGCCCUGUUUGCGUUGAACACUUCAACCAGACAGGCCGACGUCCCCGUCUUCUCAAUUCCUGUCUACAUGCGUUCUGUACAUCUUGUCUGCAGACCCUGCUUUCAAAAGAGGGGGGGAGCAAAAUCACAUGUCCAUUGUGUCGACACGUUCAAGCCGUCAAAGGAAAUGCUAACACCUUGCCGAUUGAUCCAGUGAGGGAUAAACUGACAGAAUAUCUACAGAUCAAGCUUGAAAAGAAAACCCUUUGCACGGAUUGUCCAGAUGGAAAUGAAGCUGAAUUUAGAUGUCAGGAAUGCUUGUCUUUCAUCUGUACAGCAUGUCUUUCGGCACAUAGACGUCACCGCUUGACCAAGAACCAUAAAGUCAUCACUUUAGAUGAAUUAUUAAGAGAUCCCCAGGCACACUUUCAGAGAGGUCACUUCUGUCAAAGUCACCCAACUCAUCAGAUUGAGUUCUACUGCAACACUGAUGAGCAUCUCUGCUGUGUGUCUUGCUGCAUUGUGGAUCAUAAAGACCAUGAUAUCAAGAAACUUGAAAAUGCAGCAGAAGCUAAAAGAGGUCAGAUCGAAAGAAACCUUCAGCUUAUUUCAAAGACGUCAGUGUCAACAAAACAAGCACUACAAAAAGGCGCUGAACAGAAGCGGACUAUACUCGACAUUACAAAACAGAGUGAAGACGACAUAAACACCAUAUACAAUAGCUUGAAGGAUGCAUUGGAAUAUCACAGAAAACGACAAUUAGCAAAUCUUCAAGAGGAAAGACAGCAGGCAUUGACCAGCGUACAAACUAGAACAAAAGCUCAAGAACAGACCAUCGCUAUGAUUGAAACAACACAGGGAUAUUUCACAAAAUGGAAGGAGUCUGCAGAUGCUGUCGAGAUGAUACAGAUGUAUCCUACGAUAAUGAGGAGUCUGGAGGGGAUCAGGGAAGUUCCUGAUCAAGAUAUUGAGUACACAAAACUCAGAUUUAAAGCCGACGUACCCGCUUUAAAUAAAUGUCUAUCGGGAUUUGUAGAUAGUGCAAUCUUUGAAGCUAUGACUAAAAGCCGGGCACGAACUGAAGGAUGGACAGCAUUGGUGAAAAAGAUUGCUCGAUAAGGUCACAUGCCAGUGUCACAAGCAGAGCCUAAAGCUAAGGCCACUAUAUUUUGAUUCUAUGAUUUAUGUCCAGUGGUUUUGGUCAGUCGAAACAAUAAUCAAAAAUCAAAAAUAAAUAAAAUAAAUAAUUUGUGUGGCUGAAUAAAAGUGCAGAGAUUUUGCAUUUUUACAAUAACACGUAUAUGUAGUUACUUUUGUGAAGGCUUAUGAAGUUAAAUAAUAAUAAAUGUAUUUUGCUUUGAUUUUGUUUUUCAUCGUGACUGUUUCCAGCUGUUGGUGGAAUCCGUAAGCAAACAAUAAGAAAGUGUCACUAUUAGUCUUUCACAGGUAUCAGUGUUGUAAAUAUAAACAGCAAAACUCUGAUAUUUUGUUGGUCAAACCUUUAGGAGCCUAUUCACCACUUUUAUGUGCCUAUUCACUACUAUUAUGUGCCUAUUCACCACUAAUAUGUUCCUGUUCUCCACGAAUAUGUGCCUAUUCACCACUAGUAUCUGCCUAUUCACCACUAACAUCUGCCUAUUCAUCACUAGUGUCUGCCUAUUCACCACUAGUAUCUGCCUAUUCACCACUAGUAUCUGCCUAUUUACCACUAGUAUCUGCCUUUUCACCACUAGUAUCUGCCUAUUCACCACUAGUAUCUGCCUAUUCACCGCUAUUAUCUGCCUAUUCACCACUAUUAUCUGCCUAUUCACCACUAGUAUCUGCCUAUUCACCACUAGUAUCUGCCUAUUCACCACUAGUAUCUGCCUAUUCACCACUUGUAUCUGCCUAUUCACCGCUAGUAUCUGCCUAUUCACCGCUAUUAUCUGCCUAUUCACCACUAUUAUCUGCCUAUUCACCACUAGUAUCUGCCUAUUCACCACUAGUAUCUGCCUAUUUACCACUAGUAUCUGCCUAUUCACCACUUUUUUGCCUUUUACGCCUUAUGGAAUCUGUUGCGGCAGAUAAUCGAGACUGAUAAUUCUCUGGCGUUGAUGUUGUAUGUUUAGCCUACAUGUUUUAAGUUCUCGUUGAAUAGGGUUAAAUGUUCUAUUUCAGUUAUUGAAUAACAAUAACUGUACACAAUACAAUGAUACACACCAUGUGUACACACCAACGAUACAUUAAUGCGGACACCGUGCGUCGACGAUUGACGAGCAGACACUUCCACUGUCACAGGCCACACCGAGGACCCAUUCUGACACCACGUCAUCGCCGGGACCGUCUUCAGUGGGCAACACAGCACCAGC